Messenger RNA from Xyrauchen texanus (razorback sucker), 1966 nucleotides. Its product is annotated as myocyte-specific enhancer factor 2A-like. Gene Ontology annotation, biological process: positive regulation of transcription by RNA polymerase II; heart development; cell differentiation. The transcript is spliced from 10 exons. The record is from RefSeq and is a predicted model, not a curated record. Bases 229 to 1554 code for a protein of 441 amino acids. Gene Ontology annotation, molecular function: histone deacetylase binding; DNA-binding transcription factor activity, RNA polymerase II-specific; protein dimerization activity. Lineage: Eukaryota; Metazoa; Chordata; Actinopteri; Cypriniformes; Catostomidae.
CUCAGAUCUCAACAGCGCGCGCUCAGGAGUCCAGGAAUGACUAGGAUAAAAUCAUUCCCGUCAUUUUAAUCCAUUCCUUCAUGUUUACGUUGCUAUUUGUGGUUAUGGUGUGGUGAAGAAUGAAGAGAGAAAGUGUUUUCUUACUUGGCAAUAAAACCAAAACAUAAUCUCCCUCAAUCACUGGAGAAUCAAGAGGAUUGUUUGUCAGAGUAACUAAAGGAAGUGACAAUGGGGCGAAAGAAGAUCCAGAUAACCCGGAUAAUGGAUGAGAGAAACAGACAGGUGACAUUCACAAAGAGGAAGUUUGGUCUGAUGAAGAAGGCGUAUGAGCUCAGUGUUCUGUGUGACUGUGAAAUAGCCCUGAUAAUCUUCAACAGCUCUAAUAAGCUCUUCCAGUACGCCAGCACGGAUAUGGACAAGGUCUUACUCAAGUACACAGAAUACAGUGAGCCCCACGAGAGCAGAACCAAUUCUGACAUCGUAGAAGUGUUGAAAAAGAAAGAGCAAAGAGGCUGUGCCAGCCCAGAUCCAGAGACAUCAUACAUCCUCACCCCUCACAAAGAGAAGAAAUAUCAGAAAAUUAACGAAGAGUUCGACAAUAUGAUGAGAAAUCAUAAAAUUCCAGUUGUUUUGGGUGAGCAGAGUUUUUCUUUACCUUUGACUUUGCCCAACAACAACCCCUCUCAUCUCUCCUGUAGUACAGACAGUUCGCUGGACGUCCCAGCAUCCCUAAGUGGGGCGAACAUACUGUCUCUCCAGAGGUCUGAUAGCACAGGGGUCAUGGAUGGUUUGCCAAGUUACUCAGAUGUCACACUUCCAAAUGGUGUCCACUCCUGUCAUGUGGCCAAUGGCUUUAUCGGUGGUUCUGAAGGAAGCAGUAUGGAAAGAGUCAAGUCUCAAACAUUUCAAGUGUCGUCUACGAUGGGCCACAAACCUGAUCUGAGAGUGCUCAUACCUCCUGUAUGCAAGGACAUUGUUUCUCCACUGAGAAUAAACAACACCCAGUCCAGUAAAUCACUGAGCACGCCGGUGGUUUCCGUGACAACACCCAGUCUGCCUCCCCAGGACCUUGUGUACUCAGCCAUGACCUCAUCAUUCAAUACAGAUUAUGAAUUGAACAGUCCAGAGCCCAGUACCUUAUACAGCUUCAGUUCACCAGAGGGCAUCGCAUCAGGGUUGUCACGGCAACAUAGUCAGCAUGGUCAGCCAGGGUUCAAUACUCAGAGAGGCACACAGGCCUCUGACCCCUCCAGCAGCUCCAUCACCAUCAAAACAGAGCCCAUCUCCCUACCUAGAGAACAUGCAGCCCACUGUAUCUACACCUCCAUCCACACUAUGCAGCUGCCCAACUCCAGACAUGAAGUGGGUCGUUCUCCUGCGGAGAGCUUCAGCUCCUCUGGUAGUUCAUAUGAGAGUAGCGACCGUGAGGACCAGCGAGUGGACUUUCAGUUGGUCACUGCUACCCCAGGACAAGGUACUAGAAUAUCACCAGGGACAGAGGACCAGGAAGAUCCAUCCAUCAAACGCAUAAGAACAGACAGCUGGGUGACUUAGCACCACAACUAGUUCAAAGGAAAUCUCAAAAAGUCUGUUUCUGUCAACAUGGGCACUGAUGUAUUCUGCUAUGUACAGCCAGCAAACAAUGUGAAGGCUGUGAUCACAGCGGUGUCUCUGAAAAAGACAAAUGAAAUGCAAAGACAGCUAUAUUGUAUAUGUGAGAGGGACAGUAUUUAGUCAUUUAUUGUUUUAGGAUCCACAUUUUUACAGUGUUCAAAAUCCAAUUUAUGAAUUGUCCUGAGAUGUUUCGGUCAGCAGAGGAGGCUUUGCUGUAUUUUUUUGCAGAACAAUAGUUUUUGUAACCAAAAUGUGUUGUUUUUAUCUUUCGUAUUUUUAUCUUGUGUGAUUCCUCUAUCAAAGCCAUGUAAAUAUUUAUUGAGACACACUGUUAUCCAGUGUAUGAGUUUUG